UGUCGAGUCCAUGACAGACGGGACCUUAUACGUGCGGGGGCCGCCGGUCAUAGGCAGCCACACAGGCUCGUUCAUGUAACCCUUCUCGUCUGGAGCAGUGAAAACCUAGACGGAGCCAGUCUCUCCUCCCGACCUCCUCCAAUCCCCACCUCCUCUUCCGUCCUCCAAUCAUCCCUCUCCAUCCUCCUCCCCCAACCCGUGCCGCCGCCUCUACUCCGACCUCGACGAGCGGCGAGCAGGCGGAGCCAUAGGGGACGACCACGGUGGCGUGCGAGAGGAGGCGCCGCAGCAACGCAUCCUGGAGGGGGCCCGGCCGUGUGGAGGUUGCCCAGUGGUGCAGGGCUCGAGAUCUCCUUCUCCGGAGGCGGCGAAUCGUCCACUGCUGCCCGGGGCUCGAGAUCUCCGUCGGCGGCGGGGAUGGUGACCGGAUGCGAGAAGAGCCCCUUCUGGUGCUACCGGACCUGCAACGGUGGUGGCAGAGUAGAGAAACAAAUUAUUCCCGCAUGUCCCGGGCCGUGAAGAGGAGACGGGAGGAGGCGCGUGGGAGGAUACACUGCAGGACCGCGUCUCGGAGGAGGGCGAUGGGGCUAGACAGGACGGCCGCGAUGGACGGCGAGAGGAGGAAGUUGGCGGCGCGCCGGUGGAGUCGGCAACGCGGAGGGCGGCGGCGCGUCGCCACAGCCGGCUGCUGCGUUUCGGCGGCGGAUGCAACCAGGCGUGCCCAGGAUCGUCCAGGAUUCGCCCCACCCGCGCGAGACAUCCAUUCCUCCCCUUGCUGCGCGGCUCAGGAAUUCGCCUCCGCCCAGUCGCUCGCCUCCAAUGGUGCGCUCGUGGUGGUCCGUCUCCACCGGUUCUUGGAGGAGAUGAUCGUUCUUUCCUCCUCACCCUUCUCCUUGUGGGUAAGCCCCAAUCCCUCCCCUCUCUCUGAGAUUCACGAAUCUGGAGGAGGUCACCAGGAUGUGCUUCUCGGCGAGGAGACCUCCGGGAGUGGCCAGGAGGGUCUAGCGGCGUCCGGCAUACGUGCCUCAUCGGCGCCAACGCGGCCACUGCAGCUCACGUGGAGCAGCGGGAGGGUCUUGCUGCCAGGAGCUCAAUCUCACCCUCCUCUAUUUGAACAACGCCUACUCCACAUCCAGGCCUCUCUUUCAGGUUCACUCUUUAUCUCCCUCUUCUGCAGCUCUGUACAGAGGAACGUAGUUGUGGAAAAAGCACUACCACUUGGUGUCACAACCGUCAGCAAAAUUUGGAUUCAUGAAAAUGACUCUUGGAGAAGGGUUUGUGCUAGAUUUUUAUCCAUUGAUGUAGUCUCAGCAUUGGAAGAUGCAGAGGAAAUCCUGAGGGCAGUAGAAUACAUCUCCAAACAUGAUAAAAUGAUCUUGAUUCGGCUGAUGUGGUGCGAUGGUGGCGUGGGACACAUGUUGUGAAUGCUUUCCUAAUCUUGAUUUCAAAGGCUCCCAGCAGGCCCUUUCCAUUGAGAAUGACCACAUUCACGACAUGUUCAGUCAUAGGAUGGCAGCUUGCAGGAGGAACUCUCAAAUGUCCGGGGCUCCACAAUAUUCUCCCCGCAGCAGCACUCAUGCGGUGGCUCAAGUGAUGCCCAUACCGGGUAUUUCCUCUGUAGAGAUCUCUUUAAUCUGGAGUGCUAGAAAGUAGCCUGCCGCAACUAAAUAUGGUUCCAGGACCACUUGAUCAGGACUGGUCUGGGAAUCAAUGCGUGGGUACCAAUUAAUACAUCCUCGUGAUGAAAUAUUUAUUAGCCUAUAAGAACACCACCUCAUAGUUAAUUCUCUCUGUUACUUUUGUAUUAGUUUGUUUUCCUGAAGUUGAAUUUUGACCAACUCUAUCUUGUCUAUGAUGAUCCAGUUGCCUGAGUUCAGGCUAAAUCUCCCAGUUGCUGGUGAAGUCAACAUCAAUGUAUCAUUCUCUACGAAAUUCGAUUAUAGUAGCUCAAUGAAAAUGGAAAGGGAAAGGAAAAAAUACCAUUGGCUUAUCGAAUGAAGUAGCGCUGACUUUGUGUGAUAGGACUCUACAAACUUUGACUUUGCUUGAUAAAUGAUGGCAAGUUCUUAAUCAUCUGGCUACUAGCACUGAAGAAUUUAUGGGAACAAUGGUUAUCUGAUGGAAUCGUGCAAUUAUGGCCUUAGGCCAAUGCGAGCUGCUGUUGGAGGAAAGAAGAGAAGAAAUAAUUAUCAAGAAGAUCAAGGUAACUUUUCGCGGAGGGGUGCCAUUCCGAAUAUUGGUGUGCUGCAGACUCGGUAAAUGACUUCAACAUGGCAUGAAAUACAUGGUGCCGGUGGGUGCAGUGAUGGCCAAGGCGAUUCCAGUAAGGAAGGAGGACAUGCUGAGGAAGAAUCGGCAGCAGGUACAACUAGAGUCGCCAUGGAGAAGGAGUACUUAACGGGAGCGAGCUAGGUGGAGGCGUGAAUUGAGCGAAGGCUGGCGGCGCGGAAGCGAGCGUGGGUCACGGGCGCAGCUAAGCGGUCACCAGCGUCUGAGUUGUGGUCGCAUAUUCAAAUUUGAUGUCGUUUUAGCGCUUUGCUUCUGAAUAUCAGCACAGGGACUGACAUUCAGGGUUUCAGGGAUUCAGAGAGCCGAUACUUUAGCCAGGACGGCAGUGAGUGCAUGACGGUGGCCUCAGCUGAUGGACGACGGUGACCGCCGAGCGAUCGGCAGCAGGUAACAAGAGCAAAGGCUGCUGCUCAUUGUUGGGUUCCAGGACUAGGAAGGAACACUGAAGCUUAUACGUUUUAAAGGAUCAGUUUUGGUGUUCCAUCUUCUCUAUCAAAGCCAUAGGGCUUGAACCCGCUGCUCCGCUCUAAUAUGGCAGCAGCUGGGAGUUGGUGACAGAGCAGGUUUGGACGGGGCUACCUUAUCCUGUUUUUUUGGUUUAACCCAUUUGCCUUAUUUAUAUGUACUUUAGCUCCCCAGUUAUAUUAGCUAUUUAGCUUAGACACCAUCAGAGUAUUUGUUAAAUAUGGUCCAAGUGUUAUUUGUUAAAUGCUUCUACUGCCAGUUGUCUUCCUCAAACAAUGCAGCAUACAUGUAAUAUUCAGAAAAAGAGUAGAAUGAAACAUAUUAUUGUAAUAUGAGCUAUUUACUAUGGUGCUACCUUUUAAUUCUAUCCUUUGUGUUGUAUGCCA
Molecule: messenger RNA, 3140 nt
Organism: Lolium perenne
Lineage: Eukaryota; Viridiplantae; Streptophyta; Magnoliopsida; Poales; Poaceae
Source: RefSeq, a predicted model, not a curated record